AGCCCUGUGAUGAAUGGGCCGAUUAUGCUCAACCCAAGGGCCCGGCCCAUACGUUCCAACCAUUCUCUAAAACCCUAAUCCAGACCUAGCUUCUUCAUCAUUACACUCGCAGCAGCAGCACAAAGCCAGAAGGAGGUGCAACCAUGGGGGCGUAUACGUAUGUGUCGGAGCUAUGGAGAAAGAAGCAGUCAGAUGUCAUGAGGUUCAUGCAGCGGGUCAGGUGCUGGGAGUACCGUCAGCUUCCUUCCAUUGUUCGGGUCACUCAUCCUACCCGACCCGACAAGGCUCGCCGAAUGGGGUACAAAGCCAAACAGGGCUAUGUGAUUUAUCGUGUACGAGUAAGGCGUGGUGGAAGAAAGAGGCCAGUUCCCAAGGGUAUUGUUUACGGAAAACCCACAAACCAGGGUGUGACUCAGCUUAAGUUCCAACGUAGCAAGCGGUCAGUUGCAGAGGAACGAGCCGGAAGGAAGUUAGGUGGUCUUAAGGUCCUCAAUUCUUACUGGCUUAACGAGGACUCAACUUACAAGUACUUUGAGGUAAUCUUGGUUGACCCUGCACAUGCUGCUAUCCGUAACGACCCACGGAUCAACUGGAUCUGUAACCCGGUGCAUAAACACAGAGAGCUUCGCGGACUAACAUCUGCUGGAAAGAAAUACAGAGGUCUGCGUGGAAAGGGACACUUGAACCACAAGGCGCGCCCUUCAAGAAGGGCUACAUGGAAAAGGAACAACACUCUUUCUCUUCGCCGUUAUCGUUGAAGGGUUUAUUAUUUGCAAGUUUGUUAUGGUGGUUACUACACCUUUUGUAGGGAUGUUUUUUCUUGGGCUGGAGACUUGCAGUUUUUUAUUAAAUUUUGUUCGAAACUUUGUUUUGUUUGUUGUAUUAUUAUCUGAAGUAUUUUUUACAGUAACACCUUUAUAUAU
This is a messenger RNA of Helianthus annuus (common sunflower), 923 nucleotides long. Its product is annotated as 60S ribosomal protein L15. The coding region runs from base 144 to 758 and encodes 204 amino acids. The record is from RefSeq and is a predicted model, not a curated record. Gene Ontology annotation, molecular function: RNA binding; structural constituent of ribosome. Gene Ontology annotation, biological process: cytoplasmic translation. The transcript is spliced from 4 exons. Gene Ontology annotation, cellular component: cytosolic large ribosomal subunit; ribosome. Lineage: Eukaryota; Viridiplantae; Streptophyta; Magnoliopsida; Asterales; Asteraceae.